Molecule: messenger RNA, 465 nt
Organism: [Candida] anglica
Lineage: Eukaryota; Fungi; Ascomycota; Pichiomycetes; Serinales; Debaryomycetaceae
Source: the annotation of a GenBank genome assembly
AUGGUCAAAGCUGUCGCUGUAUUAAGAGGAGAUGCCAAGGUUGGCGGUAUCGUCACCUUCGAACAAGAAUCCGAAGAAAAGCCAACAAUUGUCUCCUGGGACAUCAGUGGUAACGCUCCAAAUGCUUUGAGAGGGUUCCACGUUCAUCAAUUCGGUGAUAACACAAACGGUUGUACCUCUGCUGGUCCUCACUUCAACCCAUUCGGUAAGACCCAUGGUGCUCCAGAAGAUGUAGACAGACACGUUGGUGACUUGGGUAACAUCACCACCGACUCUGAAGGUGUUGCCAAAGGUACCAAGCAGGACUUGUUGCUUAAGUUGAUUGGUCCAAACUCUAUUAUCGGUAGAACUGUCGUUGUCCAUGACGGUACUGAUGACUUGGGUAAGGGUGGUCAUGCUGACUCUCUCAAGACUGGUAAUGCCGGUGGUAGACCAGCCUGUGGUGUUAUUGGUUUGACCCAAUAA